UUGCGUUGAAUAUAUACUCUUAGACUUGCUCUUGUCGUGGUAUAGGAGUUUUCAGAAGUUCUUAUAUGGGUUGCGUUUCGUGAAUGAGGAGUAAUUUACAAAAUGUUUCGUGAAUGUGGGGUAACUUGCAAAAUUUUCCGUUUUUUUUUGAAAUUCUUCUAGAAUCAUCCUCAGACGAGUUUGUCUGGAAUGUUGGUUUCACAAAUUACGCUUCGUUAUUUACAAGCUGGAACGAAUUAUUUUGAGGUUUGACGUUUUUUUUACAUAACGAAUUGCCUUGGAAUUUCCAACUUUCUCAAUAAUUAUGAUAGAGCUUCGUGCUCGAAAAUUAUAAUAUUAGUGUAUUCGUCAUAUCACUAAUAUUCAUCACACAAUAGUUAAAUUACUUAUUACUAAACACAUGACAAAUUAUACACAUAGUCAUAUUCUAAUAUGUUUGGGAUUCUAUAGACACAUGCGUGGUUUCUCUUGGUGGUCCGCCCAAUUGACUUAAGUGGAGAUCACAUUUACCUUCAGUGUGGUCAUAUUCACCACACAAAUGACAACUUUUCCUUUCUAGUUGUUGCACAUAUGUUCCUUUGUUAGGGUUAAAACAGAGUUGCUUGAUCAUCAUUGAUAAUAAUUUUCAUAGAUAACGUAGUCACAUCAAUCGUUACAGAGUAUGAUUUUUGAAGAUCGGUAUCAUAAAACAUCUUCUUGGGUUUGAGGGAGAGUCAUGAGUUACAACAAGUUCUCAAUGAUUUUAAAAAAAUAUUGAAUUCAAUUUUUUUAAGUUUGAUCAAGUGAGAUGUUUUAAGUGUAUAAUUAACACAGCAAGUUUUAGUAUUUUAAGGAUAUAGGUCACAUGAUACGAAUAUAGCGUUUGCGAAUUAUUGUGGCAAAUAGUAGGUUUUCAUCUUUUAAUGUUUCACUCUUUCGAAGUUACUCAAGGGGUCAUUGUCUUAGGUAAAUAGUCAUUUUGACUUUUCGUCUCGGAUUUGAAUGUAUUUCAGGGCAAUGAGCCUAACUAUUCCUGAGUCUCAAUAUGUCAUGUCGUCAGUAGAUUGCAGUAUUGGCGAAUAUGUUCUUGUCUGGAACGAAUCCACUUUCCUGUACGUUUUUAGGCUUGUGAUAAUUACUUUUCCAUCAAUGGUCCAGUUUCAGAGUCUAUAUAUAUCAAAUUGUGGCAGGAGCGUCUCACAUUCUCACAUUAUGGAAGGAACUUCUCGAGCUCUUCCUAAUACCAUAAGAUUCGUUGGUCUACUUGGUAGUCAUGCUCUUGGUAGCAAUCCAAAGUUCAUGGCUACAGCGGUUGAUCUAGGACGUGAAUUGGUAAGGCGAAAAAUCAGGCUUACCUACGGAGGAGGCAAUGUUGGCCUUCAAGGAGCUGUAGCUUCAACAGUCUAUAAUAAUGGUGGUAGAGUCAGAGGUUUCAUACCAGGGUAUAUAGCGACACGAGGGGUCUAUGGACCAACAUAUGGUGCAGAGUACACCGUCUCUAGCAAUUACUAUAAGUAUUUUGAGAUGAAUCAUAUUGUGGAAGCCUUCAUUGUACUCCCUGGAGGAAUUAACACUAUGGAGGGUUUAUUCACUUUGAUCUCAUGGGCAUCCGAAGGGUUACAUAGUAAACCCAUUGGUCUUUUGAACAUUGAUGGUUAUUUCAAUAACCUAAUCAAGUUUCUAGAUGAUGAGGUGAGGCAGAACUUCAUGGCUUUGAAUCAGAGGAAACUGUUCAUUUCUUCUUUCUUUGUUGAUGAGCUUUUGGACAAGCUUGAGUUUGCUAAUGCUUUCCCAGGUCCUGGUGCCAGUUAUGAAGAGUUUGCAAAUCCUGGAAGAUUAGACUUAGAGUUGCACUUGUAAUAUUUCCAAGUUGAAAUAAUAUUGUCCAUGUAAAUAUUAAUCCUUUUCUUUAUCUUCCAGUUUUUCACUUUAGGUGUGACUGUUUCACAUCUUGUUUUGUACUGUCAUCUUGUUGCGACUUUUUGCGUCAAUAGGGUAUACGAACGAGUCAAUUAUCUUAAUGCUUGUAUGUAGAUUCAUCCCUAUAAUGUGUUUCAGAUUCGAUACGUAUGUCGUAUUCGAUCUUGUUUGUGAGGCUCUAUUCGUGUUCGGUAGAUUCAUUUUUGGAGAAUUUAUUCACUUUCUAUCGGAGAAAGUUCUCUCUUCAACGUAUUCUUCGGGUUGUGAGAAGUUGAUUCACAUUAUUCACAUAGCUAUUCGCGUACUAUGACAUACGUAUAUGUCGUGCCUAUAGGGCUUACAAUCCCUCUUCUCAAUCCUUGAUGUUGACUGUGAUCGUCGAAGAACAUUUCGAGGCAAUCUAAACAUUAUUGUAAUCGAGUCUAUGAGGAUACUAGCAACUUAAAGGAAGCAAAUUCUCAAUGAGUUAAGUAUGUGUAUUAUGCCAUAAUAACUUACUUAUUGAUUACCUUCCCGGGGCAGAGAAGUCGUGGAGGAUGCGGAUGAAGGACUUAAAAAUACUGACUCAAUGAUCCGAAAAUCGUUUUGCUCCGAUACCAAAAUGUAACACCCCAAUCCGUAUAACCCGGAAUUACACGAAUUAAGGUGAAACGAGAGUUAAAUAAAAAUUUCGCUUGACAUUUGAAAAUGAUAAUUUCUUAUAAAUAUUAAAUUUACAGACUCUGGAUCGCGACCCAUUUAAAAAUAUUUUCAGAGUAAUGCGGAAGUACAAUAAUAAUCAAAUCAUGACACAUUUAAUAUCUGAUGACCAAACAUUUGCCUGCCAUCCUUGCAUCUCCGCUGACUCAAUGCCCUCCGGGAAUGGUUCCGUCAUUGUCUUCUUGUUACCUACGUGUAGUCAACGAAAAAAUACAAACUACACGC
Messenger RNA from Cuscuta campestris, 2823 nucleotides. Lineage: Eukaryota; Viridiplantae; Streptophyta; Magnoliopsida; Solanales; Convolvulaceae. The record is from the annotation of a GenBank genome assembly.